Molecule: messenger RNA, 777 nt
Organism: Pseudogymnoascus verrucosus
Lineage: Eukaryota; Fungi; Ascomycota; Leotiomycetes; Thelebolales; Thelebolaceae
Gene: SPT15
Product: TATA-binding protein
Exons: 4
Coding region: 1-777 (258 amino acids)
Biological process (GO): DNA-templated transcription initiation
Molecular function (GO): DNA binding; RNA polymerase II general transcription initiation factor activity
Source: RefSeq, a predicted model, not a curated record
AUGAACUCUAUCCAGACUCAUCCUGAGAACGCGAUGCAGGCGAAGACCUUCAUCGCGCCCGGCUCUCUUUCCUUCCCAGGUGGCGCUGGCGAUCUCACUCCACCCUCUUCUGAGGCCGAGAAGAUGAAUGGUCAGCAGAAGCAGGGUGCGAAUGGAGGUCAGGCAGUCCAGGCCAACGGCCACGGGGUGACUCCCGCGACACCGGCUGCCACUCCCGGCGCGACUCAGGGAGUCAGCGGAAUUGUUCCUACCUUGCAAAAUAUCGUUGCCACCGUCAACCUUGAUUGUCGGCUGGAUCUCAAGACGAUCGCGCUGCAUGCGAGGAACGCGGAAUACAACCCAAAGCGUUUCGCCGCCGUGAUCAUGCGUAUCCGCGAGCCAAAGACAACGGCGCUCAUCUUCGCCUCGGGCAAGAUGGUCGUGACGGGUGCGAAGUCGGAGGAUGACUCCAAGCUGGCGUCGCGCAAGUACGCGCGCAUCAUCCAGAAGCUCGGUUUCAACGCCAAGUUCACCGACUUCAAGAUCCAGAACAUUGUCGGCUCGUGCGACAUCAAGUUCCCCAUCCGCCUCGAGGGUCUGGCUUCCAAGCAUCACAACUUCAGCUCUUACGAGCCGGAGUUGUUCCCUGGUCUGAUCUACCGUAUGAUCAAGCCCAAGAUCGUGCUGCUCAUCUUCGUGUCGGGCAAGAUCGUCCUGACGGGCGCGAAGGUCAGAGAGGAGAUCUACCAGGCCUUCGAGAUGAUCUACCCCGUGCUCCAAGAUUUCAAAAAGGUCUAA